Engraulis encrasicolus (European anchovy) is the source of this 2090-nucleotide messenger RNA. RefSeq names its product dihydropyrimidinase-related protein 2-like. Gene Ontology annotation, molecular function: hydrolase activity, acting on carbon-nitrogen (but not peptide) bonds. Gene Ontology annotation, cellular component: cytoplasm. The record is from RefSeq and is a predicted model, not a curated record. Lineage: Eukaryota; Metazoa; Chordata; Actinopteri; Clupeiformes; Engraulidae. Bases 333 to 2057 code for a protein of 574 amino acids. The transcript has 14 exons.
AAAUUUCACUUUUCUCCCACACACACAUUGCCAGUGCGCGCGCGCACACACACAUCUUCGGAGGAAGCGAAGCGCUGCUGUCACCAGACUGGGGCUGCUCUUUCGGGCAACAACGAAGCGCGAGACAACAACGGGUGUCACAUUCGCUCGCGGGGGCGUCGUCGUCAGUUCUAUUCUGUUCUGUUCUAUUCUGUUCUGUUCGGUAGCAGCGUCAGACGGAGAUACCGUAGUAUAGUCUGCAGCAUCCUCCGUGUCUCUCCCGCGAGCAGUUUGUAGCUAACGUCUCCGAGGUGCCGAGUUGAAAGGGCAGCAGCAGCGGCAGCAGCAGCAAGAUGUCUGGAUACCAGGGCAAGAAGAACAUCCCUCGCAUCACGAGUGAUCGUCUUCUGAUUAAGGGAGCUAAGAUUGUUAAUGAUGACCAGUCUUUCAUGGCUGACAUCUAUAUGGAAGACGGAGUUAUCAAGCAGAUAGGUGAGAACCUGAUCGUUCCGGGCGGUGUGAAGAUCAUCGAUGCGCAGGGUCGGAUGCUGAUUCCUGGCGGGAUCGACACACACACUCGCCUCCAGAUGCCCGACCGCGGCAUGACCUCCGCAGACGACUUCUACCAGGGCACACGCGCCGCGCUCGCCGGGGGCACCACCAUGAUCAUGGACCAUGUGCUGCCGGAGCCGGGUUCGAGCCUGGUGUGUGCGUAUCAGCAGUGGAGGGAGUGGGCGGAUUCUAAAGCCUGUUGUGACUACGCUCUGCAUGUGGACAUCACCCAGUGGCAUCACACACUGCAGGAGGAGAUGGAAACACUCGUUAAAGACCACGGUGUGAACUCCUUCCUCAUCUAUUUGGCCUACAAGGACAUCUUCCAGCUGUCUGACGCACAGAUGUACGAGGUGUUCAGUGUGAUUCGGGAUCUGGGUGCCAUCGCACAGGUGCACGCGGAGAACGGAGACAUCAUAGCAGAGGAGCAAAAGCGCAUUCUGGAGUUGGGCAUCACCGGCCCCGAAGGACACGUACUGAGCAGACCAGAGGAGGUGGAAGCAGAGGCUGUCAAUAGAGCCAUCACGGUGGCCAAUCAGACGAACUGUCCGCUCUACGUUACCAAGGUGAUGAGCAAGAGUGCCGCUGAUGUCAUCGCCCAGGCCAGGAAGAGAGGUGCGGUGGUGUAUGGUGAGCCCAUCUCUGCCAGUCUGGGUACGGACGGGACUCACUACUGGUCUAAGAACUGGGCGAAGGCCGCAGCCUACAUCACCUCCCCCCCCCUCAGCCCCGACCCCACCACACCCGACUACCUCAACUCACUACUCUCAUGUGGUGACCUCCACGUGACUGGCAGUGCCCACUGCACCUUCUCCACGUCUCAGCGUGCGGUGGGCAAAGACGACUUCAGCCUGAUCCCCGAGGGCACCAACGGGGCAGAGGAGCGCAUGGCACUCAUAUGGGACAAAUGUGUGGUGACAGGUAAGAUGGAUGAGAACCAGUUUGUUGCGGUGACGAGUACCAACGCGGCCAAGGUCUUCCAGCUGUACCCGCGUAAGGGACGCAUAGCCGUCGGCUCCGAUGCAGACAUGGUGCUCUGGGACCCGGACAUCACCAGGAUCAUAUCCGCCAAGAACCACCACUCAACAGUAGAGUAUAACAUCUUUGAGGGCGUGGAGGUGCGAGGGGGCCCCCUGGUGGUGAUUGCGCAGGGGAAGGUGGUUCUAGAAGACGGAACGCUGCACGCCAUCGAGGGUUCUGGGCGCUAUGUGAGCCGCAAACCCUUCCCCCACGCCGUCUACAAGAGGAUCAAGGCUCGCAGCAGGCUGGCUGAGCUGCGUGGUGUCCCUCGGGGCCUGUACGACGGCCCGGUGUGUGAGGUCACCGUGACCCCUGUGAAGGUCAUGACCCCUGUGACCUCCAAGAAGACGUCCCCUGUCAAGACGACUCCUCAACCCGUACGCAACCUCCACCAAUCAGGAUUCAGCCUCUCGGGUGCCCAGGUGGAUGACAACGUUCCGCGCCGCACCACCCAGCGCAUUGUGGCGCCACCUGGAGGCAGAGCCAACAUCACCAGCCUGGGCUGAACACACACAGUCUCAUACGUGCACACACACACA